Anopheles marshallii is the source of this 2070-nucleotide messenger RNA. RefSeq names its product glucose dehydrogenase [FAD, quinone]. Bases 1 to 2070 code for a protein of 689 amino acids. NCBI's taxonomy places the organism in Eukaryota, Metazoa, Arthropoda, Insecta, Diptera, Culicidae. Gene Ontology annotation, molecular function: oxidoreductase activity, acting on CH-OH group of donors; flavin adenine dinucleotide binding. The transcript is spliced from 3 exons. The record is from RefSeq and is a predicted model, not a curated record.
AUGGUAGUCUCCUUUGGCACCCUUAUUCCGCUGUUGGCGGGUGCCGCACUGAAAGCGACACCUGCCGCGGCCGGCUUAACAACUGCGGUCGGGGCAGCGAUUAGUGCCGCCACAGCCGUUAUCGGUGUCGGCAAGCUAGCGAUAGUACCGAUUCUGAUCGCCUCGCUCGCCUACUACAACUACGAUCUGUUUGAUCCGGAGAAUCGACCGUUUAAUGUGCCGGAGGUGGACCGAGAGUAUGACUUCAUCGUGGUCGGUGCGGGCUCGGCUGGUGCGGUCGUUGCCUCGCGCCUUUCCGAGAUAGGCGGCUGGAAGGUACUGCUGCUCGAGGCGGGCGGACACGAGACCGAGGUCUCCGACGUGCCUAUCCUGUCGCUAUAUCUGCACAAAAGCAAGCUGGAUUGGAAGUACAGAACCCAGCCACAGAAGACGGCAUGUCAGGCGAUGAAGGAUAACCGCUGUUGCUGGACCCGAGGCAAGGUCCUCGGCGGCUCGUCGGUACUCAACACGAUGCUGUACAUUCGUGGCAAUAAGCGCGACUUCGACCUGUGGCGGGCGCUGGGCAAUCCUGGCUGGGGCUACGAGGACGUCCUGCCGUACUUCCGCAAGUCGGAAGACCAACGGAACCCCUACCUGGCGCGCAAUAAACGACAGCACGGAACAGGAGGGCUGUUGCAAGUACAAGAUGCUCCAUAUUUGACGCCACUCGGGGUAUCCUUCCUACAGGCCGGCGAAGAGAUGGGUUACGAUAUAGUGGACGUUAACGGCGAGCAGCAGACCGGAUUUGCCUUCUUCCAGUUCACGAUGCGCCGCGGUACGCGUUGCAGUACUUCGAAAGCAUUCCUGCGGCCGGUGCGCAACCGUAAAAAUCUGCACGUUGCCCUGUUCGCGCACGUGACGCGCGUCAUACUGGAUCCGGAAUCGCGCCGUGCGCUGGGUGUGGAGUUUAUACGCGAAGGCAAAACGCACCAGGCCUUUGCAACGCGCGAGGUGAUCCUUUCGGCCGGAGCUAUCGGUACACCGCAUCUGCUGAUGUUGUCCGGUAUUGGACCGCGGGAAAAUCUCGAACGUGUCGGCGUGCCGGUCAUGCACGAUCUACCCGGUGUGGGACAAAAUCUGCAGGACCAUAUCGCUGUGGGUGGAUUGGUGUUCCGCAUCGAUCAACCCAUCUCGGUUAUUAUGAACCGUUUGGUGAACCUGAACUCGGCGCUCCGAUAUGCCGUCACCGAGGACGGGCCACUGACGAGCAGUAUCGGGCUGGAGGCGGUCGGUUUCAUCAGCACCAAGUAUGCAAACCAGACGGACGAUUGGCCGGAUAUUGAGUUCAUGUUGACCAGCGCCUCGACCCCAUCGGACGGUGGCGAUCAGGUGAAGAAAGCGCACGGUCUUAAGGAUGAGUUCUACGAGGACAUGUUCAGCUCUAUCAACAACCAGGAUGUGUUCGGCGUCUUCCCCAUGAUGUUGCGUCCCAAAAGCCGCGGAUUCAUUCGCUUACAGUCGCGUAAUCCUCUGCGUUAUCCGCUGCUUUACCACAACUACCUCACACAUCCGGACGAUGUUGGGGUACUGCGCGAAGGAGUAAAGGCUGCGAUCGCGUUCGGGGAAACGCAGGCCAUGAAGCGGUUCGGUGCACGGUUCCACAGCAAGCAGGUACCGAACUGUCGCCAUCUGCCGGAGUUUACCGACGAGUACUGGGACUGCGCCAUCCGGCAGUAUACCAUGACGAUCUAUCACAUGUCCGGCACGGCGAAAAUGGGCCCUCCGGAUGAUCCGUGGGCAGUCGUCGAUCCGAAGCUACGUGUGUACGGCAUCAAAGGGCUGCGCGUUAUCGACGCCAGCAUAAUGCCGCGCAUCACGAGCGGCAACAUUAAUGCACCCGUUAUCAUGAUCGGUGAGAAGGGUGCCGAUCUGAUCAAGGAACUGUGGCUUAAGAAGGGCUACUCACGCCGAGGGAAGCGACAGCAGUUUUCCAACGAAACAUUAAGCGAUGCCAAACCAACAGAUUCGAUUGAGUUGGUAAAUGCAACCAGCACCAUCACGCCCUGCGCUAACGAAACCGUUGUUAGCUAA